This is a messenger RNA of Synchiropus splendidus (mandarinfish), 4097 nucleotides long. Its product is annotated as SUN domain-containing ossification factor-like. Lineage: Eukaryota; Metazoa; Chordata; Actinopteri; Syngnathiformes; Callionymidae. The transcript has 24 exons. The coding region runs from base 157 to 3969 and encodes 1270 amino acids. The record is from RefSeq and is a predicted model, not a curated record. Gene Ontology annotation, biological process: protein folding in endoplasmic reticulum; regulation of bone remodeling. Gene Ontology annotation, cellular component: membrane; cytoplasm.
UUGACAUCACAACAGCAGAGAGCAAGCACAAGCAGCUGCAGCCAGAUUAUCCAAACAACGAGCUCUGACUGAGAACGCACUUUGAAAAAGCUGCCUGCCUGGAUCUUAAACGACUUUUACUCCUACAGUGAGAAUGUCUCUUCCAGCGGGAGAAGGAUGAAGAUGACACCACUGUUAUGGCGAGUUGUGUCAUUGUCGCUAUGCUUUUCUCUAGCUCUGUGGUACCCUAGUUACUAUGUGGGCUGCACCGAGGAGGCCCGAAGGAGCGUGUCCUCACGGGACAUAAUUUUGGAGGAGGAGAGUAAAGAAGAGAUCCAUGAGGUUGAAGAAACGUUCACUCCAGCUCUUCUAUUAGUGUCAGAGAGUGAGCAUUGGCUCGAAGCCACUUCUCAAAAUGAGGAAAAGGCCACUGAGGAGGAAGAGAAAACAGGCCAGUACUUGGAGGUCCUAGAGGUGGAUGAGCCAGCUGAAGACAUGGACUGGCCUAGUUCACAACAUUUGCUGGAACCUGAGCCUGCCUCGCUAUUUACGCUGACUGAUAAUCCUCCACCUCAAGAUGACCAGUCAUUGACCGCGUCGCCUGAGGUUGCCUUUACUCCUGCUGCUGAGGUCAAAGAAGCGGUCGAUGCCCACUCUCAAGAUGGCGCUUCUGACAGUCUUCCACAUGAUUCAUCUGCAGCAGACCCACUGGAGGUCGAUGAGUCAGUGCUGCCCCCUGCUGACUGUGACGAGGAAGAGGCGAACCCCUACGAUGGUGAAAGCAGUCCACCAAUCGUUUUGGAGAACACGUCCAAUGCUCACACAACUGGAACCAAAACUCAUAGUGACCCUCCUCUGAGUCCUUCGGCCGUUCAGCAUCUUGAGACCAACGUCUCCCACCCGUCGAAGGAGCUGGAUCGAGCCUUACCGGCCUCAACAGAUGGAGAUCCCAGUGGCAAAGAUCCUGAGGAUAUCCCCACUUUUGAUGAGUGGAAGCGCAAAAUGAUGGAGGUCGAGCAAGAGAAAACUCAGACUACCCAUACUUCGAACAAUGGGGCCUCCACCACUGUGAAGAAGGUCCAGAAAAACUUCAACAACUAUGCAUCAGUGGAGUGUGGAGCCAAGAUCCUUGGUGCUAAUCCAGAAGCCAAGAGCACUUCAGCCAUUUUGAAGGAGAACAUGGACCUGUACAUGCUGAACCCUUGCAGUAAUAAAAUCUGGUUCAUCAUUGAGCUCUGUGAGCCCAUCCAACUAAAGCAGCUGGAUAUCGCCAAUUUUGAGCUCUUCUCUUCCACACCCAAAGACUUUCUUGUCUCUAUCAGCGACAGGUAUCCGACCAACAAAUGGGUAAAGCUGGGAACCUUUCACGGCCGAGACGAACGCACGGUUCAGAGUUUCCCAUUGGAUGAACAUCUUUAUGCCAAAUACAUGAAAAUGUUCACCAAGUACAUAAAGGUGGAGCUGGUCUCUCACUUUGGUUCGGAACAUUUCUGCCCCCUCAGUCUCAUACGGGUGUUUGGCACGAGUAUGGUGGAGGAGUAUGAGGAAAUUGCAGAUCCCUCUGAACGUCCCGACGAUCAGGACGAUGAAUUAGAUUAUCCACCGGGACACACAGCCGGAGAAGUCAAGUGUUCCAAUAAUCUGAUUGGCUCUGCGAAAGAUGUUAUUUUGAACAUGGUCAACAACAUUGCUGUGAACGUCCUUGGCGGUGGUCCAGGUAACAUGUCCACAUCAGAGGGAAUAAAUUCCACCGACACUGGCGCCCCUUUUCAAAAUGCAACCGACAGUAGCACUACGGACCUCAACUCUGUUUCGGAUGCAGAUGAAGUGGAGAUUCCAUCAGAGACCAGCGAAGCAGAGGCUGAACCUGCUCCCCAGGAGCCCCCUGUCACUGAACCUCAUCAACAAGAAGCCACUCCUGAGAGAGAACAAAUAGUCAUUCCUUUAGAAAAAGAGGAGGAGGACGACAUCAGCUCCACUGUCACUCUGUUGGACAAAGACGAGGACGAGGAGAAGAGCGAUGGCGAUCAAGAGCGACAACACAGUCGAGAUUAUUGCGCACUGUUUCCUGCCUUCUUCUCCUCUUACUCCCUCCAGGAGUAUCUCCUGCAGCGAUGUUCGGCUCUGCUCUAUAAACAACGCAAAAAUCACAUCUCAGGGAAGAAGAGAAUAAUUCCCUCUAUUCAGACAGCGACUUGGCAGCCUCCCGCCUCGCCUUCAGCCUGUCCUGUUCCGACGCUGCUCCCCACUGAGGAGCCGCAGAAGCAAGACGAGGAUCAGAUGCCACAGCAGGACUCAGUAGCUGGAGACGGCAUCAAUGCAGAGGCCACGACUGAACUUCCACUGCUGGAGCCGAGUCAAACCUCGACCCUGCCUCCGCUUGCAAGCGCUGGUUCGUCGCCUGCCAAUGCCAGCGCUGCUGUGGAGACCCCAGAGCUUUCCACUGAGCUGCUAACUCCAGAGAAGACUCCAGAUGUGUUGGCGCAAGGGCAGCUCUCUGAUGCUUCACCAUCCUCCAGCAGCUCCAUCUUACUUCCACCAAGCGCCUCAGAUGUGUCCACCGUGGCUCCUGCUGAAGAAGAGCCAAGCACCAAUGUGACAAAUCUGGGGAAAGAUUCUUCCACUUCAACCCCUGUAACAGCAGAUCAGUCCCAGAUCCAACCGACAGCCUCACAUUUAGACCAGCAAGGUGGGGAUGCAUCUACAGAGCCGUCUCAGGCUGCGGCAGACUCCAUAGCAGAGCUGGAGCCCUCCACUGGCCACUCUGAUAUCACGCAGAGUAAGCAGGAGGAUCUGACAGAGGACAUCGCCAACGGUCAGCUGCCUCCCCCUGUCACCUCUGGGCCUCCCGCCUCCUCAAUCCUCACAGACAUCUAUGCCGAGCCGCUCAAUGGCUCGGAACAGAACGGCAACCCGGUUCAUGGAUCCAGCCAGAAGGAGUCUGUGUUCAUGCGGCUCAACAAUCGAAUCAAAGCUCUGGAGAUGAACAUGUCGCUGAGUGGACGCUACCUGGAGCAGCUCAGUCAGAGGUAUCGCAGGCAGAUGGAGGAGAUGCAGAAGGCUUUCAACAAAACCAUCAUUAAACUGCAGAACACCUCCAGGAUCGCGGAAGAGCAGGACCAACGGCAGACUGAGUCCAUCCAGAUCCUGCAGGGUCAGCUGGAGAAUAUGACUCAGCUGGUCCUCAAUCUGUCCGCCCGCGUCGGUCAGCUGCAGAGUGAGGUGUCUGACCGGGAGACCUACCUGCUGCUGUCUCUGCUGUUGUGUCUGUGUCUGGGCCUGGUGCUGCUCCUCAACCGCUCCCGACCCACCGCUGUGCCAACUCCAGAACCAGAAGCCGUCCUGCCUGGGACCUACAACCUCUGCUCUCCUGAAAGGUCCUUCUCCUGUGAGGACGGAGGCUUGAAGAGAAGCGCGUCCUAUCCUCUCAUUCACACGGAGGAGCUGCAGCUCGACGCCACUGAAGAUAUCCUCCAUGCUGAGGAGACCACGAGUCUUUGUGCAGCCAUCAGAAAGAAGAGGCGGCGGAAGAUGAAACCUCUGGACCAAGUUGACAGUCUGUCCUUUCAAGCUGCGUCUGAACUGUGUAACGGAGCCCCCAAAUGUAACGGGGGCGCGGUGGUCACCCGCCCCACGCUUGCUCAGCGGUUUCUCCAGCCUGCGUUCAGAGACUCGCCCUCAGAGCCCAGUUCCGAGACCUCGUCCCACUCGGACGACCCCUCCUUUUGUGGGUUCAGGACCGCAUGCCCUCGCAUCUGCGACGGGCUCCCGCCGCCGAAGACCCGGGCGGAGAAGCGUGCGCUGAGACGCAGGCGUCACAAGCCCACGUGUGUGGUGGUGGACUAUCACCAGAUCCCGCAGCGGGACAAGAGCCACUCGCUGCCCCUCCCCAACAUGCAGGACCCCCUAUGCAGGAAGUCCGAGCAGAGCUCCCGGACAUUUGGUGUGACCUUCUCAGGUCCUGUCUACACCUCCGCUGCACCCCACUGAUGUGGCUUUACGCUUCUACGUGAGACAAUCCAUCACUGCUUGUUUGUUUACCAGAGAUUUAUAUUUGUUAUGUGUCCUAUCGACAGACGUCUUCCCUGCUUAGAUUAAAGGUCUUCCAUGUUUGGAAA